This is a messenger RNA of Hirundo rustica (Barn swallow), 2449 nucleotides long. It is a transcript of the gene DUOXA2, whose product is annotated as dual oxidase maturation factor 2. Lineage: Eukaryota; Metazoa; Chordata; Aves; Passeriformes; Hirundinidae. Gene Ontology annotation, biological process: protein transport. Gene Ontology annotation, cellular component: endoplasmic reticulum membrane. The transcript has 7 exons. The record is from RefSeq and is a predicted model, not a curated record. The coding region runs from base 85 to 1047 and encodes 320 amino acids.
CUGUCCUGUGGGCACUUUUGCUGGACUUCAGUAUCGUCAGGAAUCAGCUACAGCUCCUGCUUGCCAGGCUCCUGGAGGUGCAGGAUGACUCUUUUUGAUGGCGUCUACCCCUUCUACCCGCAGCAGAGGAAGGCUGCUGUGUUCGACAUCAGCACCAUCAUAGUCAUCGUGGUCUUCCUGACGCUGGCUUGCAGCUUCCUGCUCAUCAUCCCGGGCAUCCGUGGACGGGCGAGGUUGUACUGGACUCUCCGCGUUCUCCUCAGCCUCUUCGUGGGAGUGGUGAUUGUCGUUGUCCAGUUCACAGGGGACUGGGAGACUGGCUGGGUGCAGGCAAACACCUCCUACAAGUCCUUCAGCCACGUCCAGGUGAGCGCGGACAUCGGGCUGCACAUCGGCCUGGCGGGGGUGAACGUCACGCUCCGGGGAAACCCAGUGAACCAGAUCAACGAGACCAUCAACUACAACGAGCACUUUCCCUGGAGCUUCGGGGCGGAUUACGACCGCAGCUACAGCGAGGGGCUGGAGAAGGGGCUGCCCAGCCCCAUCCUGUACGUGGCAGAGAAGUUCAGCACGCAGAGCCCCUGCGCCGUGCACAGGCAGUACCGCAUCGCCGGCCACUACGCCUCAGCCACGCUCUGGGUGGCCUUUUGCACAUGGAUCAUCUCCAACAUUCUCUUCUCCAUGCCUGUCCUCAUUUAUGGAGGAUACAUGCUCCUGGUCACAGGGGCCUUCAUGAUCUUCUCGCUGCUCUCCUUUUCCACCGUGAGGAACUCCCCGAUGUGCGUGAUCCAGAUUGGGACCAGCACCCUGCACGUAGCCUAUGGGGGAUCUUUCUGGCUCAUGCUAGCAAUUGGCCUGCUCUGUUUUGUGGUUGGGAUCACCAUUGUGGCAAUGCACCACCUCAACUUGGACCUGCUGAAAACUUUCUUCGAUCUCCGUGAGGACAAAGCGGAGGAGUACCAGGAAAUGCCUGAGGUGUUCAUCAACCCUCAUUUCGUGAACAAGGACCUGUCUCCUUCUCAGCCCUCUGAAAUCAACAGCAACUAGAAGAAAAUCCUCACUCUUCUUUCCCUGAAGAUGGACCCAAAAGGGCAGAAUAAAUUCUUCUUGAUGUCCCCAGAGAUGCAUUUCCCCAUCCAAGUGCCUUUCAAGUCCACACUGGGAUAGGUCCUUGCUGCAGGUCCCUUCACAGACUGUGUCUCCCUGAUGGUGCCCUCUGGAAGGGGCAGGCUGUGCUGGCAGGCUGCCAUCAGAGCAGCUCACAGCUCCAGAGGCUUGUGCACACUCACCUGGGCACCCCUGUCCCAGGAGGAAUGCCCUUCCUGCUCCAUGCCCUGCCACAGCGCAGCACAGGCAUCUCCAACGCUCUGUUCCCGCUGAAACUGAGAAACGGCUCGUGGGUGACAUUCCUCCCUGGGAGCACCUGCCACUCCAAGGGCCUGGGAUGAAACCUGCUCAUUUCUUUCCCAAACAUUUUGUAGUUUAGGUGUAUCCAGGAGAGCCAGGCAUGGAUCCAGCUUCUGCAGGCUGGAUGCUGCGGGAGCUGGAAUAAAAAAAAAACCUACUCCAGAAACAAAGACUGAGUAAAUGUGCCAUGGAGUUUGCCAUGGGGAUGUGGUGAUGUGAUUCUUUUCACCUUCAAAUUUGGCCUUUAUUAGACAAAACUUGUAGCCUAGUGUGGGCCAAAAAGAUGCCGUAGGAAAGGAAGGAGAGUGAAGAAUGAAGUUAUCCCUGUCCAGCUGGAGCACACUGGCUGGGCAGCAGGGGAGGGAGGGGAGUCUGUCCCUCUGCCUCACUCAGGUGAGACCCCACCUGCAGAGCUGCCUCCAGAGAAGGACAUGGAGCUGUUGGAGUGAAUCCAGAGGAGGCCAUGGAGAUGCUCCAAGGGCUGGAGCCAGCUCUGGAGCCAGGCUGGGAGAGCUGGGGGUGCUCACCUGGAGAGGAGAAGCUCCAGGGAGAGCUCAGAGCCCCUGGCAGGGCCUGAAGGGGCUCCAGGGGCUGGAGAGGGCCUGGGGACAAGGGAUGGAGGGACAGGAUGAGGAGGAAUAACUUCCCACUGCCAGAGGGCAGGGAUGGAUGGGAUAUUGGGAUAGUGGGAAGGAAGUCGUCCCUGUGAGAGUAGUGAGACCCUGGCAGAGGUUGCCCAGAGAAGCUGUGGCUGCACCAACCCUGGAAGUGUUUGAGACCAGGAUAGGGCUUGGAGUAACCUGAAGUACUGAAGGUGUCCCUGCCCAUGGUGGGGGGUGGAAGAAGUUGAGCCUUAAGGUCCCUUCCAACGCAGACUGUUCUGGGAUUCGCAUCUGAAUGCUGGAAACCUGGGCCCCUUCAUUCCAACUAAUUGUAAAGUACGUCAUUUCAAUAUUUUGACUUUUCUUUCUGAGAUCCCCCCUGGCAAGUUACUUACUCCAGUCAGAUGAUACUUGUGUGUCGCUAAUGUGGUUUGUUCUGU